Molecule: messenger RNA, 2165 nt
Organism: Ciona intestinalis (vase tunicate)
Lineage: Eukaryota; Metazoa; Chordata; Ascidiacea; Phlebobranchia; Cionidae
Source: RefSeq, a predicted model, not a curated record
UUUCAUGUCAUCCAUUUUAAGAAGAGAAGCAACAGUGGCGUACAAGUUUCCGUGGAUACAAAGAUACGCUUGUUGAAUUGUAGAGAAGUCGAAAGAAGUACUUAAAGAUCUCAAGACCGCGUUGGCAACAGGUUAAGUUGCCUGUGAAGGUAUGUACGAUUUUGCGAGGGGACAUGUAGAAUUUCCAAAUGUUUAAAAUGGUUUGGAGGUAGCACCAACAUUCAACUGGAAAAUAUGGAUUACAAAUUCGUCUUACUGUUGUGCUUUGUCACCACAUUACAGUUUCCAGAUGGCAAUUGUCAAAUAACACUCAGUCCAUCCAAGUCAUUUGCCUUCGAAUCUACCACGGCAUCACUGGAAACUUCUAAGGCAACUACAAUCAACAUGGCAACACUGCUGCCUACUAGCUCUACCAUGAUGUCAACACCUGUUAUCACAACUGUGCCAUCCAGUAUGGCUUUCAUGGAUGCAACUACUACUUCAAGUAAUGAGGUUCUUGAAGGCAGUUCGGAGGGCAGUGGGGUAACAACGGCAGAAACUGUGACAUCUACAACAGGAGUUGACAACACUGAGACAACAACUGCAGUAUCGACUACUUCUGUUUUCAACACUGAAAAAACUACUCAAUCAAUUUUCGAAGGUUCAGCCAAAACAACAUCUGUUGAUACUUUGAACACAACAACAAACAGUGUCAAUGUUUCCACAAAUCCUGUUACAACCGCUGCACCUAUCAACGAGAUUUCAACUGAAUCAACAACAACAGUAUUUGAUACAACUUUCUUUUUAGCUACAGCAGAAGAUGAGGGUAGCGGAAUGUUCACUACUGUAGAACAAACAACAGUUACUACUGAGCCAGUGUUUGAUGUUUAUACAGUGUUUGUCCUCGAGAGGUUCAUGAAUGCAUCUGACCCAGCCUUUAUUGAAAACCUUGAAACUGCUUUGGCAACGUUAUAUCAUGUUGCUGCUACUGGAUCACUGGUCAAUGCUCGAAGAAAAAGAGAUGUAACAGUCGGAGACUUCACUGUUCGGGUGAUCAACUCCACAAAUGACCCAACAUCAAACACGACUGUAAUUGCUUCUUACCGAGUCAAUCAAAGCAACAGAACUUUAUCAGCAUCACAAGCUGUUGAUACAAUAUCCAAUACCAAUGCUGCAGUUUACAGAAACUUGCUUGCCAACGAAUCUAUUAUUGCUACAGAAAUUACCAUUCAAGCGAGUGAUGUGUCACCAAUUGUCAACCCCACAACUGCUACAACUGAUGUAUUUACCAGCACAGGGCAAUUUACAACAGAAAUGACAACUUCGGCUGAUACAUCCAAUUCAACAAGUGUGCCAACAACUAUAACAAACUCAAGCAAUAGUACCCCACUGUCUACAGUUCCAAUGCAAUCAACAGAAGCAUCAACAAACACAAGUUUAAAUUUAUCUGCUACUACUCCAAGUUUUAAUAUUUCUGAACAAUCAACUAUGUUUCAACUUAAUAGUACAGAUGUUACACCAACAUUGGCACCAACUGCGGUAACUUCCGUUGCUACUCCAAGCAUAACCACACCCACUGCAGUUGAAAAUGUUACAACUCAAUCAACUACACCAACCAGUCAAGCCACAACAGAUCAAACAACAACAAGUACAACAAUGAGUACAAUAGAAAUGAUGACAGUUGUCCCGGUUACAAGUUCACCAACUACAGUAGCAAGUACCAAUACAUCAAACACUGAAACUUCAACAGGAACAACUGUUGGCCCAACAACAGCGUCCACUGCAAGCAACACGACAGCUCUAUUAGUUACCACACAAUCCUCUGUAUUAUCUACUGCAGCGAAUGCAAGCAAUGCCCCAACCAACAACACCACUGUACCAGAUACAACACCAGGUGUAGCAAGUAAUGUAACGCUUGCUACUUCACCUGUUAUAUCAGCGAACACAACUAUGACAAUCCCUGGUAAGAAUACUGUAUGUUUAAAUAUAAAAAACAACCUUGACUGAACUGUCAAGGAAAUAUCUCCCAUUAUUGACGAUGAAUCGUAAGCUGGCACGAGGUGUAUGAAACAGAACACUUGUUUUAUAACCGUUGUUUUCCUGCCAUGUGAGGAUUAAGUAAGUUACAUUUAUUCAUUAAAAUGCUCUCAUUGCAUAAACCUGGGCUGCAGCAGAUAAAUUUCAAG